This is a messenger RNA of Caenorhabditis sp. 36 PRJEB53466, 1036 nucleotides long. NCBI's taxonomy places the organism in Eukaryota, Metazoa, Nematoda, Chromadorea, Rhabditida, Rhabditidae. The record is from the annotation of a GenBank genome assembly.
AUGAAGACCCUAUCGGCUCUUUUUCUGCUUUCCCUUCUCGGGAUGACAGUAGCUAUGUCUGUCGACUCGGACUCCCAGUCCUCUUCCGAAGACGAUGAUCAAGAUCACAGUCAUCAUCACAACCAUGGCUCACGGCCACGUCCACGUCCACGUCCAGCUGUCGUCCCCAAGAAAAAGUGUGAUGCCGGAUGGCUGACCUUCGAUCGGCCACAGGGAAGAUGGUGUGUUGGGGUGAGAAUCAAAGACAUCCUCUAGAGUCUCAAAAUUUGGACUGUUUUAGCUAUUCUACAAUACUAUCAGUCAAAUUGCCGCACAGGCCGAGUGCCAGAAGAUCGGAGCCGUACUGACUGGAGUUCAGAACAACGACGAGAGGAUUAAGAUUGCUAGUAAACCUUAAAACCUUGAAAUCAUUUGAUUUCCUAGAGGAAUGCAAGAUUUGCAGAUGCUGGAAGACAAAUCCUGUUGAAGUAUAACCUUGGCGACGCGGCGAUUUGGUUGGGAGCGAGACGAAGGGCCGCGUGUCCACGAGUCGGUGUCUGCAGUCCUGGCAACACUUUCGAGUGGACCGACAAUUUCACUACUGGCCUCGAUGGAUUCUUCUUCUCCACGUGUCAACCGGAUGGACUUAUCAAUGCAUCGGGGUAGGUUUCAGAAUGGUUUUUAGAACGGUUUAGUAUCAAUCCCAAGUUUUGGUGCUGCUUAACGAAAAAUGUAGUUUGUAAGCUAAGCAGCUUCAAACUGGGUAUGCUGCUCCGGAGCAGCUCAGACUAUGCACUGAAAAAUUUUCGUUGAGCAGCGUCAUUUUUGGUGCACGGUCAAUUACGACAUUUUUGAAAAGUGCAAACAUUAAUAGUUAGAUAAUUUCCGGACCUUUUCCAGAAUUCAAUCGUGCAUCCAUCAGUUCAUCUUCUCGAACGGAGACACUCAUCCGACGUGGCCGGGAAUUCAUCACGGCGAUUAUGAUGACCAGUACUGUCAGGACACUUCUGGUCCACGCAGAAAGUUGUACGCUUGUGGAAAGAAUCCCACUGUAUAA